AAAUGAAGAAAAAUUCUAUGAUGUUUAAAUGAAAUAUUUCAAAUUUGAAAAAAAAAUUUAAUAGCUCAUCAUGAUAUCAUUAGAUUGAUAAGAUAAAUAAAUAGUUGGACUUUUUUUUUGUUAAAUUCAAGAGAUUUUAUGAAAAUGUCUUGGAAAAGUGAUGUUCGUGUGGUGGUUGGCAUAGAUUUUGGAACCACGUAUUCGGGAUUUGCUUAUCGUUUUACCGAUUUUGCUGGGGAAAUUCAUACAAAUAAAGAUUGGGAAGGAUACGUCGGCAAAUAUAAGACAAAUACCGUUCUCGAAUAUGACGAUAAUUUUAAAAAUGUGGUAAAGUGGGGAAGACCGGCCUUUAUUAAAGGAACAACAAACGAAGCGGAUGAUACAAAUGAACCAAAAUCUGUUGGAUUAUUUAAAUUACAUUUGGGAAGUUUAGGAAAAUUACAAGAUCAUUUAAAACCUAAAAUUCCAGUUGAAUUUAAAAAAGCUAUUAUUGAUUAUCUUAGAGAAAUGGGAAAGUUAAUAAAAAAAACAGUUGAAAGCGUAGAAGGUAUAAAGUUUCAUGAAAACGUUCUUUUAGUUCUUAGCGUUCCCGCGGAGUAUUCAAAGAAAGAAUUAGCAAUAAUGAGAGAAUGUGCGUCUGAAGCAGAUUUAAUUAAAGAAGAAAAUUCCGAAUAUUUACAAUUUACUACAGAACCUGAAGCUGCUGCAAUCUAUUGCAUGAAAAAUUGUCUGGAAAGUUACGAGAUAGGAACAACUUUCAUGAUCGUUGACUGUGGAGGUGGAACGGUAGAUUUGACCACGCGUAAACUCGUCGGUGAAAAUCAAUUAGGUGAAAUUACGGAACGAGCCGGUGAUUAUUGUGGAAGUUCGUUUAUAGAUGAAGCAUUCCUUAAACAUAUAGGAAGUAUAGUAGGAAAUUCAACAAUUGAUAAACUACGAGAUAAAAAAAGCAAGUCGCUACAACGUAUGGUUGAUCAUUUCUGUCGCAAAGCUAAAUUUCCUUUUACUGGUGAAGAUACAGAUUUUCAAUACGAUUUAGAUGUUCUAGAUGUCAUUAAAGUUCUUAAGAAAUUCGUUAAUGACGAAGCUAAAGAACUAUUAGAGAAAAAUGGUUGGUCGAUUGAAAUUGAAUUUGAAGAGAUCAAAUCAAUGUUUGACCCUAUUGUUGAAAAAAUCAUUCAGAUGAUAGGAACUCAACUUGAUAAUUGUCGCGAUGAAUGUUCGAUUAUAUUUUUAGUUGGAGGAUUCGGCCAAUCAAAAUAUUUGAAAAAUAGAAUUGAAGAAAAGUUCAAAGAUCGAGUGAAAUCUAUCGUUGUUUCUAAGGAACCUGUUGCAGCAGUUGUUCGAGGAGCAACAUUAUUUGGAUUAAGCUUAUAUGAUAAAAUUUAUAAUAUGAGAAAUGAUGAGGAUGUUUUAUUCGUAUUAAAGAAUCGAAAACUCAACUUCACAUAUGGAAUUAAAGUAUUUAAACCUUUUAGAAAAGGUGACCCACCAGAACGUAAAACAUCCAAUGGAUUCAUACAGCGAUUUCAUCGUAUAGCAAAAAGAGAUGAUAUUGUUGAUAUCGAUAGUGAAAUUCGUAUAUAUAAUUUAUGUCCUGUUAGUGGAUUUCAAACUUUUGCUACAUUUUAUAUUUAUAUCACAAAAGAAUACGAUCCAAAGUAUUGUGAUGGAAUGGAAGUGUUAGGAACUCUCAAGAUUGACCUUUCAAAUAAUGGAACUGAUAGACGAGUUAGUUUUGCACUAUCAUUUGGUCAAAUGGAACUACUUACAGCCACCGCGAGAAAUGAAACCGAUGGACAAAAUUAUCUUGCUACUUUUGAAAUUAACAAGGAGAUAGGAAUUGUUUAAGUUAUACAUAUAAUUUAGUUACCAUAUACUGUAUAAUAGCGAUAAUGCUUUAUAAUCUUUGAAAUAAAUAUGACAUACUAUUUAACUUGUUUUUUCCCAUGAACGGAAUCUUUUUCUGUUGAGAAAUAAAUAGAAAUAAAUAGUCUAAAAAUAACACUAAUACA
This is a messenger RNA of Rhizophagus irregularis DAOM 181602=DAOM 197198, 2015 nucleotides long. RefSeq lists its product as uncharacterized. Lineage: Eukaryota; Fungi; Glomeromycota; Glomeromycetes; Glomerales; Glomeraceae. The record is from RefSeq and is a predicted model, not a curated record.